This is a messenger RNA of Symbiodinium necroappetens, 327 nucleotides long. The record is from the annotation of a GenBank genome assembly. NCBI's taxonomy places the organism in Eukaryota, Dinophyceae, Suessiales, Symbiodiniaceae.
AUGAUGCUGGCAAGUCUCCUGCAUUCCGGGCUGUUUGGGGCAAACCGGACCUACUUUCUGCACUUCCGGACGGAGUCGAGCAUCGAGUAUCACGAUGGCCUGGUGGGCAACUCCGUCGCGGUAGCUAUCGAAAUCACUGUUCUCCUUGGUUUGAAGGUGUGGCUUCAGUGCAUGUUCGGCAUCAACUUGUGGGAGUUCAUGGGCACAUGUGUUCGACUGGACUUCUCCUUCUAUGUCUUCGCCAUGUCCUGCUGCUUCAUUGCCUGGAUUGCAAUCAUGCUCUCACAUUUUGGGACCUGGGACCUACUGAGCUGGUUGAAUGCAUGA